Messenger RNA from Ictidomys tridecemlineatus (thirteen-lined ground squirrel), 3760 nucleotides. It is a transcript of the gene Fhod1, whose product is annotated as formin homology 2 domain containing 1. Gene Ontology annotation, biological process: cortical actin cytoskeleton organization. The record is from RefSeq and is a predicted model, not a curated record. NCBI's taxonomy places the organism in Eukaryota, Metazoa, Chordata, Mammalia, Rodentia, Sciuridae. Gene Ontology annotation, cellular component: cytoplasm; cytoskeleton. Gene Ontology annotation, molecular function: actin filament binding.
AUGGCAGGCGGGGAAGACCGCGGGGACGGGGAGCCAGUAUCAGUGGUGACCGUGAGGGUGCAGUACCUGGAAGACACCGACCCCUUUGCAUGUGCCAACUUCCCGGAGCCACGACGGGCCCCUACCUGCAGCCUGGACGGGGCCCUGCCCCUGGGUGCUCAAAUACCUGCGCUGCACCGGCUCCUAGGGGCGCCACUCAAGCUGGAGGAUUGUGCCCUGCAAGUGUCUCCCUCUGGGUACUACCUGGACUCCGAACUGUCCCUGGAAGAGCAGCGAGAGAUGCUGGAGGGCUUCUAUGAAGAGAUCAGCAAAGGGCGGAAGCCCACUUUGAUUCUGCGAACCCAGCUCUCAGUGAGAGUCAACGCUAUCUUGGAAAAACUGUAUGGGUCCAGUGGCCCUGAGCUCCGCCGUUCCCUCUUCUCACUGAAGCAGAUCUUCCAGGAAGACAAGGACCUGGUGCCUGAAUUUGUGCACUCAGAGGGACUGAGUUGCCUGAUUCGUGUGGGUGCUGCUGCUGACCACAACUACCAGAGCUACAUCCUUCGAGCACUGGGCCAGCUGAUGCUUUUUGUGGACGGCAUGCUGGGGGUGGUAGCCCACAGUGAGACAGUGCAAUGGCUGUAUACAUUGUGUGCCAGCCUGUCUCGCUUGGUGGUGAAGACGGCCCUGAAGCUGCUGCUGGUGUUUGUGGAAUACUCUGAAAACAACGCACCGCUUUUCAUCCAGGCAGUCAACUCUGUGGCCAGCGCCACCGGUGCUCUUCCCUGGGCUAAUCUGGUGACUAUCCUGGAAGAGAAGAAUGGUGCUGAUCCUGAGCUGUUGGUGUAUACUGUCACCCUCAUCAAUAAGACACUGGCUGCGCUCCCAGAUCAGGACUCCUUCUACGACAUGACAGAUGCACUGGAGCAGCAGGGCAUGGAGGCACUGGUACAGCGCCACUUGGGCACUGCGGGCACUGAUGUCGACCUGCGCACUCAGCUUAUGCUCUAUGAGAGCGCCCUACGAUUGGAAGAUGGAGACUUGGAGGAAGCAGCAGCCACUGCAGCUGCAGGUGGUCGGCGGGAGCGGCGAAAGCCCUCUUCAGAGGAGGGCAAGAGGAGCCGCCGAUCUCUGGAAGGGGGAGGCUGUCCUGUGCGCGCCCCAGAACCUGGCCCCACAGGCUCCGCCUCGCCGAUAGGCUCCGCCUCUUCCACCAGUCCUGCCCAGCUGAUAAGCCCUGCCUCCAGCCCUGUGGGCCUUGCCUCUGGGCUUGGUACCUUGGUGAACCUUUUUCCUGCCAUUUCCGUGGCGCCCUCAGCGGGCAACUCCUGUGAGAGGAGCAUCUACAAAGCCCGGUUCCUGGAAGGUGUGGCAGCAGCAGAAACAGAGAAGCAGGCUGCAUUGGCCCAGGGCCGGGCAGAAACACUGGCUGGGGCCACACCAGAUGAGGCUGAUGGACCCCCAGGCAUCCGGGAACUAUGGGACUCCUCAGAGCCAAUCCCUGCACCCAGAACACCCCAGAGCCCUGUCCCUCGAGUCCUGCUCCAGGCCCAGCGGAGCCUUGAGCUGGAGCCUAAGGAACCACUGGUGCCACCAAGCCCCAAGGCUGAGCCCAUCCAGGAGCUCCCAACUCGUACACCAAAGCUCUGCAUUGGGGACCUGGACUUCUCAGAUCUGGGGGAGGAUGAAGACCAGGACAUAUUAAAUGUAGAAUCUGUGGAGGCCGGGAAAGGGGCUCCACCCCCACCUCCCCCACUUCCCCUGCACUCUGGAGGCUCCCCACCUCCUCCCCCUCCACUUCCCCUGUACUCUGGAGGCCCCCCACAUCCUCCUCCCCCACCUCCAUCCUUCUGCCCACCACUUCCCCGCUCAGCACCCGACGGCCCAGCCCUCCCCACCAAGAGGAAGACUGUAAAACUCUUCUGGCGGGAGCUAAAGCUGGCUGGGGAUCAUGGGAAGUCUGGAAGCCGCUUUGGGCCCUGCACCACCCUGUGGGCCUCCCUGGAGCCUAUCACAGUGGACACAGCCCGGCUGGAACACUUGUUUGAAUCUCGAGCCAAGGAUGUACUUCCCUCCAAGAAAGCUGGUGAGGGCCGCCGGACAAUGACCACAGUGCUGGACCCCAAGCGCAGCAACGCUAUCAACAUUGGCCUAACCACUUUGCCACCUGUGCAUGUCAUUAAGGCCGCCUUGCUCAAUUUUGAUGAGUUUGCUGUCAGCAAGGAUGGCAUUGAGAAGCUACUGACCAUGAUGCCCACGGAGGAGGAGAGGCAGAAGAUUGAAGAAGCCCAGCUGGCCAACCCUGAUAUACCCCUGGGCCCAGCUGAGAAUUUCCUAAUGACUCUUGCCUCUAUUGGGGGCCUGGCUGCCCGCCUACAACUUUGGGCCUUCAAGCUGGACUAUGACAGCAUGGAACGGGAAAUUGCAGAGCCACUAUUUGACCUGAAAAUGGGAAUGGAACAGCUGGUGCAGAAUGCCACCUUCCGCUGUAUCCUGGCUACCCUGCUGGCUGUGGGCAACUUCCUCAAUGGUUCCCAGAGCAGUGGUUUUGAGCUGAGCUACUUGGAGAAGGUGUCUGAAGUGAAGGACACGGUGCGCCGGCAGUCGCUGCUGUACCAUCUCUGCUCCCUGGUACUCCAGACCCUACCUGAUUCCUCGGAUCUCUACUCAGAAAUCCCUGCCCUGACCCGCUGUGCCAAGGUGGACUUUGAGCAACUGACUGAGAACCUGGGACAGCUGGAGCGCCGGAGCCGGGCAGCUGAGGAAAACCUGAGGAGCUUGGCUAAACAUGAACUGGCUCCAGCCCUGCGUGCUCGUCUCACCCACUUUUUGGCCCACUGUGCCCGCCGUGUUGCCACACUGAGGGUAGUGCACCGCCGUGUAAACAACAGGUUUCAUGCCUUCCUGCUCUACCUGGGCUACACUGCACAAGCGGCCCGUGAAGUGCGCAUCAUGCAAUUCUGCCACACGCUGCGGGAAUUUGCCCUGGAGUAUAGGACUUGCCGUGAACGAGUACUGCAGCAGCAGAAGAAGCGAGCCACUUACCGUGAGCGCAACAAGACCCGAGGACGCAUGAUCACUGAGACAGAGAAGUUCUCAGGUGUGGCAGGGGAAACCCCCAACAAUCCACCUGUCCCAAUGGCUGUGGGGAGUGGACCAGGACAGGGUGAUGCUGACAGUCAUGCCAGUAUGAAAAGUCUGUUGACCAGCAGGCCGGAGGACACCACACAUAGCCGCCGCAGCAGAGGUAUAGUCCAGAGCAGCUCCCCAGUCAUGCCGCCAGCAGUGGGACCUUCCACUGCACCCUCUGAAGAAUCCCCAGGCUCCAGUUUACCCAGUGACACAUCAGAUGAAAUCAUGGACUUGCUAGUGCAAUCAGUGACCAAGAGCAAUCCCCGAGCAGCUACAGCUCGAGAAAGGAAGCGUUCCCGUGGCAACCGUAAAUCUUUGAGACGAACACUGAAGAGUGGACUUGGAGAUGACCUGGUGCAGGCACUGGGUCUGAGCAAGACUCCUGGCCUGGAAGUGUGAAGGUGCUGCCUCAGGAAAUCUAGCUGGAUCCCAGCCUGCAGCAUAAGAGACUACAGAGCAAGGAGAACCCAAAGCAAAAUUCUGGUCUCAGAACCCAGUGUCCAGGGACUGACCAGUACCUUAAGCAGUAUUAGGUGUGUGUGUGUGUGUGUGUGUGUGUGUGUGUGUGUGUGUACACGUGUACGCGCAUGCACGCAUGGGCUCAUGUGUGAGCUCCCUACUUGCCGCAAAAUAAAGUUUUCGGAGCUAA